This is a messenger RNA of Bombyx mandarina (wild silkworm), 522 nucleotides long. RefSeq lists its product as uncharacterized. Lineage: Eukaryota; Metazoa; Arthropoda; Insecta; Lepidoptera; Bombycidae. The record is from RefSeq and is a predicted model, not a curated record.
AUGCACGUUAAAGUCCCAGAUGUGAAGAAAUGUUGUUUUUGCAUUCCUUUACGGCGUGGGAUACUUUUGUUUGGGAUUGUAAAUAUUAUUAUAUCUAUCGUAGCUGUGUCGUUUCUAGUUAUCACGACAGAGCUACACAGGUCAACGGCACUGAACGACGAUUCUAUGGAGGUGACUACCUCUACUGUUCUCUUUAGUAUCUUUGGAAUGAGCAUGAUAUUAAAUAUCUUGCUACUCGUGGCUGGAUAUCAGAAAGACAUCUCAAUGUUGCGUUUGUAUAAUUAUUACGGCGUGGUCACUAUAUUCGCGGCAUUGAUCCCAACUUUCAUGCUGCUCUCUCGGAAGAUGGUUUUCAAAGUUUUGGCCGCCUUCAUAGCUAUAGCAAUGCAAAUUUACGUCAUCAUAUUAGUGAGGAGUGAAAUUGUCAAGCUAGAAAAGGCUCAAAUAAAAAUAGACGAUGAAGUACCGCCGCCGUGUCCCGAGGAGGCUUUUGUUGAUGCUGAUACAGAAACUUUAUUGUAG